This is a messenger RNA of Anthonomus grandis grandis, 920 nucleotides long. RefSeq lists its product as uncharacterized. The record is from RefSeq and is a predicted model, not a curated record. NCBI's taxonomy places the organism in Eukaryota, Metazoa, Arthropoda, Insecta, Coleoptera, Curculionidae. The transcript has 3 exons. Bases 237 to 920 code for a protein of 227 amino acids.
UAGUGUAAUGUUUAAACUGCCUGCCCCAAAAGUCUUAGACUUAAUAUUAAGAAAAGUUUCAUUUAAUUCUUCAAUAAUGUUCUUUAAUUCUGGACUAAGUAGUUUGAGAAAAAUGCGUAUUUAAUUCAUUCACGUUUUUUAAAUUAUCAGGAAUCGGUAAUUAUGAGAAUGCCUCACUUCACUCCAUUUUCUUUAUUUUGGCACUAUUAUUUCAGAAUUUUUUAUUCAAAUAUCCGAUGCGGACUAAACUUCAAAAAUUCUUAUUUCAUUCCAGAUAUACCUGCUUUUCCGAAAAGGCCGCCCGCACUAUAGAACGAUCCAUGAACUCCGACAUACCAUUGUUUUCCGGAAUAACGUUGACUCGCAAUAACGAACACGUUAGCCACAGACAAGCAAGGUUAUUAGGAGUCGAUCGUCUAACAGAAGCAUUAAAGAACUUCUUACAGACCCAUGUGGUGUCCAUAGAUUUAAGUAGCGCCAAGAAUCUUGGCAUGGCCCGAGGUGGAGGAGGCGGAGGAGGUUUUGGAGGUAUGGGAGGAAAAAUGGGCAAACAAGCUAUGAUGAGGGAAGGAAAAUAUAUGCAGUACGCUUUUAUGGUACUAUUAGGUAUCUUCGGUUUAACUGGACCCUUGGUAAUGAAAGUUCUUGGAUUGAUGGCUGCCAAAGCUCUUCUCGCAGCCAAAGCUGCUCUAAUCAUAGUUGGAUCAGUAGCUUUAAAGAAGCUAUUUGAAAAAGACUAUCAAGAGCCCUCAAUUAAAGUCCAUACAGUCACUCACGAUGAUGAUGAACAUGACAGAUUGAGCAAGAUUAUUGAACUUACCGGAUACGGUUCCGAUAGUAAGGGAUCGCAUUAUUCUAAUUACCCUUAUAGCGGUUAUUAUAAUAAUUACUAUAGUGGAAAAAAUAAUAAUGUUAGAUAA